AUGUAGACUUAUUGUUUGUUUUUCACAUAAACAAUAACAAAAGGCUUAAAAGUGAAAAGACCAUCUGUAUGCAAAUGAUGUCACAAAUGUGCUGUGCAAUCAUAAUUCCAAGAUCAAGCCUAGGUAAUAAGAACUGUGUCUGCUAUUUCUAGCAUUUUAAAUGCCAGCACAAAACACGAGCCUCUGAAGCUGUUUAAAAACGCUUACUCGGAGAGUUUUCUAAAUGGCCUCUGUGUUUUCACUUGGAUUAUUUUCUGUCUGAACUUGUCAGAUUACGCUUCUUUGACAAGCACAAACAACGAUAGACGUCACCCAUAUUAUGAAUAAUCAAUUUUAUUAAGCUAUCCAGUAAUACAGGAAAGUUGUACUGUUUUUAGCUGUGGAUUUAGGUAAAGUAUUUUUGAAUGUAACUUAAUCUUGUCAAAGUAGGCUAAUAAUACAAGAAUCAGUAUUCCAUUGAUGAAUUCUCGAUCUUGUAAUGAUGAAACACAUGAGAAAAUGAAGUUUUUGCUGAACCUGAUUGGCUGUAAACACUUUGCUCAUCUUUACCGUCAGCCAAUGAGAGAUCACCUCUGUGCUUGGACGCGCUUUAAAACACCCUUAGAUGUAAACAUUGACAGUCAAACAUUUCUUUCGCUUGUGAAAGUCUUGCAGGCAGAAUGCUGUUGUUUGCCUCACUCGUCACACUGUGCAUAAGCGCAGUGUUUGCUGCUCCAACCCUAGACCAGAAGUUAGAUGACCACUGGCACCUCUGGAAGCGCUGGCAUGAAAAAAGCUAUCAUGAGAAAGAGGAGGGCUGGAGGAGAAUGGUUUGGGAAAAGAACUUGAAAAAAAUUGAGCUACACAACCUUGAGCACUCAGUGGGCAAACACACCUUCAGACUGGGAAUGAAUCAAUUUGGUGACAUGACAAAUGAGGAGUUCAGACAGGCAAUGAAUGGUUAUAACCGUGACCCCAACCGGAAGUCAAAGGGCUCAUUGUUCAUAGAACCCAGCUUUUUUACAGCCCCUCAACAGAUUGACUGGAGACAGAAGGGCUAUGUUACUCCUAUCAAAGACCAGAAACGGUGUGGAUCUUGCUGGGCUUUCAGUUCAACAGGUGCCUUGGAGGGUCAAGUCUUCCGGAAAACCGGAAAGCUGGUUUCUCUGAGUGAGCAAAACUUGAUGGACUGUUCCAGACCACAGGGCAAUAAUGGUUGUGAUGGAGGCCUCAUGGACCAGGCCUUCCAAUAUGUUCAAGACAACAACGGGCUGGACUCUGAAGAGUCAUACCCUUAUCUUGCAACGGAUGAUCAGCCAUGCCAUUAUGACCCCCGUUAUAGUGCUGCAAAUGUCACCGGUUUUGUUGACAUCCCCAGUGGUAAAGAGCAUGCUCUUAUGAAGGCUGUUGCUGCUGUGGGUCCUGUAGCUGUUGCUAUUGAUGCAGGACAUGAAUCCUUCCAGUUCUAUCAGUCUGGCAUCUAUUACGAGAAGGCAUGCAGCACCGAAGAACUUGAUCAUGGAGUCUUGGUGGUUGGUUAUGGUUAUGAGGGGGUUGAUGUUGCUGGAAGGAGGUACUGGAUCGUGAAGAACAGCUGGACUGACAGAUGGGGUGACAAAGGCUACAUUUACAUGGCUAAAGACCUAAAGAAUCACUGUGGCAUUGCGACAUCAGCCAGUUACCCCCUAAUGUAAAGCAAUUAGAGCUUUCUCUGCAUUCUGGAAAUGACUUUUGUUUGAUUUUAAUGUGAAUUUGUGUUCAAUUUUAUCAAUGUUUUGCUGUUAGGCCCAAGAUGUUUUAGACAAGUCUUACAGUUUUAGUCUAGAACACUGACAAUAUUUGUAUCAAGUGAUUACUAAAGAUUUAGUAACCUGUUUUUGGUUGACCCAGUGAACCAUUCUGCAUUGUGAUGCAAGUCAUUUCACUACAUCUAAAGCUUAAAUGUGAGUAUGGUAACAAGCUGCUUUAAUGUAAGAGGCGAUCCAUGAAUGUACAAAUGCUGUGCCUUUAUCUUCUGUACUUAACCUGUGAAUGGAUGAAUAAUAAAUAUUCUGUCAUGGAAA
This is a messenger RNA of Danio rerio (zebrafish), 2042 nucleotides long. Lineage: Eukaryota; Metazoa; Chordata; Actinopteri; Cypriniformes; Danionidae. The record is from RefSeq and is a predicted model, not a curated record.